Messenger RNA from Salvelinus fontinalis (brook trout), 3217 nucleotides. RefSeq names its product neuronal tyrosine-phosphorylated phosphoinositide-3-kinase adapter 1-like. Bases 143 to 3205 code for a protein of 1020 amino acids. NCBI's taxonomy places the organism in Eukaryota, Metazoa, Chordata, Actinopteri, Salmoniformes, Salmonidae. The transcript is spliced from 7 exons. Gene Ontology annotation, biological process: neuron projection morphogenesis; phosphatidylinositol 3-kinase/protein kinase B signal transduction. The record is from RefSeq and is a predicted model, not a curated record.
GUGGUUUUGUUGUUGUCUGAUUUUACUACUGGAUAUCGGCACUUACCCCUGCGCCAAGCCAUACCUCCGUUUUUUUUACAAGGUGAUUGAAGUGUGGCCUGCAGUGACAUCCAUCCCCUUCUCCCUAUUGGUCUUCUAUACCAUGAGCUCUGGCUCUGCCCAGGAUGUGGCAGUGGAGCAUUUCUUGCGUGACAUAGAGAGGCGGGGAAAGCGGCUACAUUGUGCUGUGAUCGGUUGCGAGGAGCAACGUCCCCGUGGCGACAUGAACCUGCUGUAUCGUAAGAGCCGGCUGGACUGGAGGCACAAGGACCAGGAAGGCAAUAAGAAGAGCUCCAGCCAGAAGGACCCCUCCUCAGCCACGGUGGGCAAGGUCCGUGACUUGGCAUCCUUCCGGCGCCACUUCCGCAUGGGCUUCAUGACCAUGCCUGCCUCCCAGGACUUGUCCCCUCACUCCUGUGCCUCCGCCAUGGCUCCCCGCUCCCAGUCCUGCCACGCCGUGGGCGCUGGAGACACAGGUCUGGAGAAUGGGGAAGAUUACUCUGACACCCAGUCACAGCACGGCGGGCGCUGCCCCCCUGCUAAACCCAAACGCCAUCCCAGCACCCGUCUCAGCUCCUCCUCGGACCCCAGAGCACCUCACGCCCCACCGGACGCCCCUCCGCCACCCCCGCCCACUCACCCGCAGGCCAAACACUCAGAGAAGAAGAACGCCAUGAAGAAGUCUGACUCAGGGGACAUGUCCAAAAAGGUGCCGCCUUUGAAGCCCAAACGAAGCCCCAGUACUCAGCUCUCGUUUGAGCCCCCAACUCCCUGUGUGCCCCCUCUUGCCACGCCCAUCCAGGGGGGUGAGGGUCAGCCUCAGGGGGGCGAUGAGCCCGUCUACAUAGAGAUGGUGGGCCAAGUGUUCACCAGGGAGAGCCAGACUGCCACCCCUCACCCUGUCACGCCCGUAGCCACCACGCCUGAUUCAGACUCAGACCAGAGCGAGGCCAUCUAUGAGGAGAUGAAGUACCCACUGCCAGAGGACAGAGAGGGACACAAACGCCUCCCUCUCAAACACGAGAGACUCAAAUCCUCCAAACACCACCACUCCUCCUCUGGCACGUCCGCCCAUCUACCUCGCCCCUCGUCCUCCCCCUCCUGCUCCAAACCUAAAGCCACAGUGUCCAUCUCCCACUCCUCGCCCCUCCCCUCCUCCACCUCCUCCACCCCUGUCCCCCAGCCCCUCUCCUCCAGCCCGCACCCCCCACGAGCCCCUACGCCCUACCUUCUCCAGGGGAACAAAUCAGAGACAGAGUCCACCAGUAAGAUCCCAGCCCCCUUCCCCAACCUGCUGCAGCACCGACCCCCGCUGCUCGCCUUCCCCCAGCCUGCUGCUGCCUCCAGUGGGGUCGGGGUCCAACACAAGGCUGCUUCUGCCAAACUGGGGACCAUCAGCAUUCAGACCUCCUCCAGUAUGACAGCUCCGUCUAGCGCCUCCUCCUCCUCCAUCACCACCUCCUCUAACCUCCCUGUUCCCCUGUCAGGCUCUAAGGAGUCUAAGGACAGAGACAGAGACAGCCAACUCGGCCCUGCACCAGGGCUAAGGGCCAGGAGCCACUCCACACCCCUGCCCCCUUCCUCUAAGUCCACCUCCCCCUAUUCCCACCACCACCACCAUCCCCACCCUCACCACCGCCCCUCACACUACCACCACUACCGCAAACCAGAAAGAGGAGACUCGCCCAACCCCAACACCAACAACAAGAAUGGCUCGGAGACCUUCUCCAAGUCCAUUGCCCAGACCCAGACCCAGGGCUCGGGCAAGGAGGGCAAGUCUGUGAGCUUCUGCUUGAAGUUAGACAAAGCAGAGAGGGACAGGGACAGAGAGAGGGAUAAGGACAGAGAGAGGGACAGAGAUGGUCACAGGGAUAGUCACAGAGACAGAGACAGGGACAGUGACAGAGAGCGACACAGGGAGAGAGACAGAGAAGCAGGGUUCCACUUUACCUCCUCUCAGGCUGAGAACACCACCAACAACCUUUCAUCCCAGACCAGUGCCAGUUCAGCCACAACCUCGUCCUCCUCCUCUUCCUCCCACUCUCGCCCUCACUCUCGCUCCCAACUCCACCGCUACCACACCCCCCACGGCCUACCCGCCUACAAGCCCCCCUCCUCAGACAGCCCCCUGCUCUGGACCUACCCCUCGGUGGGCUUCCGGAGACCCCCGGCGUACGACAGCCUGCGAGGAGGGUCUCAUCUGCCCUCCUUACACCUCCAGGGUCACGCUGAUGUGGCCUCCAAAAGCAGCACGGUGCCUGGGCCCGUCCAGGGGAAGGCUGGGUUCAUGCCCUGGGACAACAGUGGCUUUGGAGAUGAUGGAUCUUACUUGCCCAUGCAGAGGAAACUGUCCUUCAGCCAAGGCAGCAGAGAGACAGAGAGAGAGAAGGAUGAAGGGCGGGCGUGGAAUGGCAGUGCCGAUGCCCUCCUGAGGAUAGACAAGGAGGACCUGGGCCCUGGACGUCGAGGAGGAGGAGGCCACUCUGGGAUCCCAGUACGCUUCACUGGAGGGAGGGGGCUGGGCCACAGUGAGUCCCUGGCCGGGAUGGAGGGGGGGUCCUUGGGGUUCCGAGCCCUGCCUAGAGGGGGUCUCCCCCUCCCCUGCCAAACCUUUCCAGCCUGCCGCAAUGGAGAACUGGGUCGAUUGAGCCGCUCAUCAUCCACCUCUGGGGUGAGACAGGUGGGUGGAAGCGACGUUCAGCGGCAGAGCAGCCUGCCCCAUCGAGAGGUACUGAAUCAGUUGCAUGGGCUGUCCCAAUCCUCCCAAACACCCUGCAGUCCUAUCCUGUCCAGACAGCAGCAGCAGCUCCAGCUCCACCAGCAGCAGCUGCAGUUACAGCAACAGCUCCAGCAGCUGCAGCAGCAGCACCACCUCCAGCUGCAGUUCCAACACCUGGCCCAGCUGGCCCAGGGACACCCUCCCACCACCGGGGGCGCUGCCACGUCCGCAGCCCAAACCCAGAGGGAUGGCAAGCUGCUGGAGGUCAUUGAGAGGAAGCGCUGCCUAUGCAAAGAGAUCAAGGCCCACCGCCGCCCAGAAAAUAACCUAUGUAAGCAGGACAGCAUGCCCAUCCUGCCCAGCUGGAGACGGACCCCUGAGCCCCGGAAGACGGGCACGCCCCCCUGUCAGAGGCCCCAGGCCGUGGUGUGGGACACAGCCAUCUGAGGGGGGGGGGGG